This is a messenger RNA of Helicoverpa armigera (cotton bollworm), 1367 nucleotides long. Its product is annotated as nitric oxide synthase-interacting protein homolog. The transcript is spliced from 2 exons. Gene Ontology annotation, cellular component: nucleus. Bases 94 to 966 code for a protein of 290 amino acids. NCBI's taxonomy places the organism in Eukaryota, Metazoa, Arthropoda, Insecta, Lepidoptera, Noctuidae. The record is from RefSeq and is a predicted model, not a curated record. Gene Ontology annotation, molecular function: ubiquitin protein ligase activity.
AACUGACUGACAAAUAAAUGAUUGACAAUAUUUUGCAUGGUGUUGGGUUAUUUUGUUUAUUAUUUUCAUUGAAAUAUACACUGUAAAUAAGCUAUGACUCGUCACGCAAGAAAUUGUACAGCUGGUGCUGUGUACACCUACCAUGAGAAGAAGAAAGACGCUGCAGCCUCUGGUUAUGGCACCCAAAGCGAAAGACUUGGGAAGGAUUCUGUAAAAAACUUUGAUUGCUGUAGUCUCACAUUACAGCCUUGUAGGAACCCAGUGAUCACAAAAGAAGGCUACUUGUUCGAUAAAGAAGCUAUACUCGAAUAUAUCAUCACCAAAAAGAACGAAUACACGCGACAGCUGAAAAAAUAUGAGAAACAGUUGAAGAAAGAGGAGUCUGAAAAAGCAGAGUUAGCUGCAGCUGAGAAAGAAGCUAACUUGAUCAAAUUCAUGAAUAGAGAGAAGAACAUCUCUAGCAACAAGCAGCAGGGUGAUGGUCCUUCCACAUCAUCUUCAGUAUCGAAUCUUGCCAAUGGUAAAGCAAAGGAGUUGCCAAGCUUUUGGGUGCCUUCUCAGCUGCCUGAUGCAAAAAUUUCAAAAAUGGAAAAGCCGGAUCCUACAGUGUACUGCCCAAUUAGUGGCAAGCCGUUGAAAAUGAAGGAUUUAAUAGAAGUGAAAUGGACAUUAGUCAAUGAUCCAGAUGAUAAGAAGUCCUUGAUAGCUAAAGAGAACAGAUACAUGUGUCCGGUGACACAUGAUAUAUUGAGCAAUGCUGUACCUUGUGCUGUUAUAAGGACAACUGGCCAUGUAGUCACCAUGGAAUGUGUUGAAAAGAUUAUCAAAAAAGACUGGAUGCAUCCCCUCACUGGUGACAAGUUGAAGGAGAAAGAUAUCAUCAUGGUGCAAAGAGGUGGAACAGGGUAUGCUUCCACCAACCAGAACUUAGAAGGGAAAAAUGAGAGACCAGUCCUUCAAGCUUAGGUUAACUUGUGGGUAAUUGAUUAUAAGUUUAGUUAUAAUGUUCAGUUAAAUUCUAUGAAUGAAAGCUGUGUUAAUUGUGUACCCAUUCUUCAGGAUAAUCUGGGACCCUGGAAUUAUUUUAAACAAGGUUAACACACUUGGAACUAAAAAUACAUUUUUCUUUCAUAAUCAAUUUAUUUAUACAAAAAAAAAAAACUAAUUGUACCAGUAUGACUUCAUUUUUUAUGUGAAAAAUUUACAGUUUCAAGUGAAGUACAAAUGUAUAGAUUUAUUUAAUAGUUGGUUUGUGAGAACAAGUUUGAUGAUGUAACACCAAAUUACGUUUCCAUUUAGCAUAAUUGCAUUUUCACCUAAUCUCAUGUUAAUGUAUAAAUAAGAUAAAUAAAAGAAUAUGACUGUAA